Messenger RNA from Exophiala xenobiotica, 1323 nucleotides. RefSeq lists its product as uncharacterized. Bases 1 to 1323 code for a protein of 440 amino acids. Gene Ontology annotation, molecular function: transaminase activity; pyridoxal phosphate binding. The record is from RefSeq and is a predicted model, not a curated record. The transcript has a single exon. Lineage: Eukaryota; Fungi; Ascomycota; Eurotiomycetes; Chaetothyriales; Herpotrichiellaceae. Gene Ontology annotation, cellular component: cytosol.
AUGAUUGCCUCACCACAGCCAACGGCCAUCUUCCACCGGUCCCUCAACAAAAACUACGACACCGCGUCUGGCGGCGACGGUGUCUACAUCGUCCACCCCGAUGGUUCCCGAACGGUCGACCGCAGCAGCGGCUCGGCAGUCUCCUGUCUGGGCCACGGACACAAAGGCGUGAUCGAAGCCAUCGUCGACCAAGCCCGCAAGAUGGCCUUCGCACAUACGUCGUUCUUCACGAGCGACCCAGCAGAGGAGCUUGCUCGGCUGCUCAUCGACGAAAGCGCCAAUGCGUUCACCAAAGUCAUGUUCCUUAGCUCUGGCUCGGAAGCAGUCGGGUCGGCCAUCAAGAUAACGCGCCAGUACCACGUAUCGCGAGGCGAAACGAAACGAGUAAACUUCAUUUGCCGACAGUACGCUUACCAUGGCAACACACUUGGGGCGCUUUCCGCAGGCUUUAAUCCGCCGAGACGACAGACAUUCGAGCCGCUCUUGUCUUCGGCUUUCCACCACGUCUCUCCUUGCUUUUUCUCGCGGGAUGCCAAGGACGGCGAAGAUGAAAAAGCCUACGUCAAUCGUCUCCUCCAGGAGUACGAGGACAUGUUCGAGAAGCUGGGCUCGUCGUCUGUCGCGGCCGUGUUGAUAGAGACGAUGGGUUGGGCGACGCUCGGUGCCGUGCCAGCUGCAAAAGGGUAUCUCAUGCGGCUGAGACAGUUGUGUGAUAAGCACGGCGCCCUGCUGAUUUACGGCGAGGUCAUGUGUGGCAUGGGGAGGGCCGGGACUCUGCACGCCUGGCAGUCACUGGGUAAUGCGGCGCCUGACUUGCAGACGAUUGGGAAAGGAUUGGGAGCAGGUUACCAACCAAUCUCCGCGAUCUUGGUCGGCCACAAGGUCCAUCAAGUCAUGCAAGCUUCGCAGGCCCAGCACCCUUUUGUGAGCGGACAUACGUAUCAGGGCCACUCAAUUGGGUGCGCCGCAGCCUUAGCGACACAGCAGACAAUCGUCAAGGACGAUUUGCUUGCAAACGUAAGAGCGAUGGGAGAUCUCCUGGAGGAGGAGCUUCGAAAACAAGUACCCAACCUGAAGGAGAUCAAGGGCCUUGGUCUGUUCAAAGCCGUCGAGUUUGCGACGCAGCCUGGUAACCGCAUUGCCGCGGAUGUGGCGAGCACCUGUCUUGCAAAUGGGGCAGCCGUGUACCUGUGUUCUGCGGCCGUGGAUGCGAUUCUGUUUGCGCCGCCCUUCAUUAUCAGCGAGCAAGAGGUGCAUGAGCUCGUAAGUAUUUUUGCGGCAUCCACGAGGCAGGUGCUUCAAGAGAAAAAAAUCAUGCAGUGA